Molecule: messenger RNA, 471 nt
Organism: Meloidogyne enterolobii
Lineage: Eukaryota; Metazoa; Nematoda; Chromadorea; Rhabditida; Meloidogynidae
Source: the annotation of a GenBank genome assembly
AUGGUUAUGGCAUCUAGUACUAUAACUACAACACCAUUAUUACCUUCCUCACCUCCUCCUCCCCCCUCUUCCACCUCUUCUUCUUCCUCUUCCUCUUCUUCAACAAUAAAUACUUCAACAACUUCCCCAACUUCCCCAAUUCAAAACAAAACUUUAAUAUCAACGUCAGCAUUUAUUUCAACAAAAAAAUCUCCAAAUGUCCCAGAACUUAAAAUUGAGAAUAAUAAUGGAGGAAAUAAUUCUUUAAAUAAUAAUGGAUGUUGUUUACAUUUUAAUAAUUCUUUAAAUUGUAAAAAUGGAGGAGGAGGAAUUAAAACACCGAUGAGUGCUGCAACUUUGUUUUCCAAUGGAAUUUGUUUUUUAGAAACUCCAACACCCAAAAUACCCGAUACUUUGAGAACACCUACAGCUUUACUUACAUCACCUACUAACUCUUCUGCUAGUUCAAAGUCUUCUGUAAGAGAAAAAUAA